AUGCAGACCGCACCUAGUCCUUUUCUUGCCGCGGUUCUUCCUCUCAGAGCGGCUGCAGCUACUUUCUCAACUCCGGCAGUGGGUACUGCCUGCUCUCAGGGAGCCAUCGCAGCGCAACCCAAUGGCCUGGCUGAUCACGAGACCCAAGACAGCGAGUAUUCUGAAGCUGCAACCGCCACUCUCUCUCCCUCCUCCGCCUAUGGCAAUGCGGCGAGUGAGCAUCUCACCGCCGCCACUCAGUUAAACGCCGGCCUCCCCUCCGCCUACGCCUCUCUUUCAGCUGCAGCCGCCACUCCCUCCCCCUCCUCCACCUAUGGCAAUGCGGCGAGUGAGCAUCUCACCGCCGCCACUCAGUUAAAUGCCGGCCUCCCCUCCGCCUCCGCCUCAGCUGCCGCCGCCACCCUCUCUCCCUCCUCCGCCUAUGGCAAUGCGAGUGAGCAUCUCACCGCCGCCACUCAGGUCAAUGCCGGCCUCCCCUCCGCCUCCGCCUCCCUCUCAGCUGCAGCCGCCACCCUCUCUCCCUCAUCCGCCUAUGGCAAUGCGGCGAGUCAGCAUCUGACUGCUGCCACUCAGUUAAACGCCGGCCUCCCCUCCGCCUACGCCUCUCUUUCAGCUGCAGCCGCCACUCCCUCCCCCUCCUCCGCCUAUGGCAAUGCGGCGAGUGAGCAUCUCACCGCCGCCACACAGUUAAACACCGGCCUCCCCUCUGCCUAUGCCUCCCUUUCAGCUGCAGCCGCCACCCUCUCUCCCUCCUCCGCCUAUGGCAAUGCGAGUGAGCAUCUCACCGCCGCCACUCAGGUCAAUGCCGGCCUCCCCUCCGCCUCCGCCUCCCUCUCAGCUGCAGCCGCCACCCUCUCUCCCUUAUCCGCCUAUGGCAAUGCGGCAAGUCAGCAUCUCACUGCUGCCACUCAGUUAAACGCCGGCCUCCCCUCCGCCUACGCCUCUCUUUCAGCUGCAGCAACCACUCCCUCCCCCUCCUCCGCCUAUGGCAAUGCGGCGAGUCAGCAUCUCACCGCCACCACACAGUUAAACACCGGCCUCCCCUCCGCCUAUGCCUCCCUUUCAGCUGCAGCCGCCACCCUCUCUCCCUCCUCCGCCUAUGGCAAUGCGAGUGAGCAUCUCACCGCCGCCACUCAGGUCAAUGCCGGCCUCCCCUCCGCCUCCGCCUCCCUCUCAGCUGCAGCCGCCACCCUCUCUCCCUCAUCCGCCUAUGGCAAUGCGGCGAGUCAGCAUCUCACUGCCGCCACCCAGUUAAACGCCGGCCUCCCCUCCGCCUACGCCUCUCUUUCAGCUGCAGCCGCCACUCCCUCCCCCUCCUCCGCCUAUGGCAAUGCGGCAAGUCAGCAUCUCACCGCCGCCACACAGUUAAACACCGGCCUCCCCUCCGCCUACACCUCCCUUUCAGCUGCAGCCGCCACCCUCUCUCCCUCCUCCGCCUAUGGCAAUGCGAGUGAGCAUCUCACCGCCGCCACUCAGGUCAAUGCCGGCCUCCCCUCCGCCUCCGCCUCCCUCUCAGCUGCAGCCGCCACCCUCUCUCCCUCAUCCGCCUAUGGCAAUGCGGCGAGUCAGCAUCUCACUGCCGCCACCCAGUUAAACGCCGGCCUCCCCUCCGCCUACGCCUCUCUUUCAGCUGCAGCCGCCACUCCCUCCCCCUCCUCCGCCUAUGGCAAUGCGGCGAGUGAGCAUCUCACCGCCGCCACUCAGUUAAACGCCGGCCUCCCCUCCGCCUACGCCUCUCUUUCAGCUGCAGCCGCCACUCCCUCCCCCUCCUCCGCCUAUGGCAAUGCGGCAAGUCAGCAUCUCACCGCCGCCACACAGUUAAACACCGGCCUCCCCUCCGCCUACACCUCCCUUUCAGCUGCAGCCGCCACCCUCUCUCCCUCCUCCGCCUAUGGCAAUGCGAGUGAGCAUCUCACCGCCGCCACUCAGGUCAAUGCCGGCCUCCCCUCCGCCUCCGCCUCCCUCUCAGCUGCAGCCGCCACCCUCUCUUCCCCAUCCGCCUAUGGCAAUGCGGCGAGUCAGCAUCUCACCGCCGCCACACAGUUAAACACCGGCCUCCCCUCCGCCUACGCCUCCCUUUCAGCUGCAGCCGCCACCCUCUCUCCCUCCUCCGCCUAUGGCAAUGCGAGUGAGCAUCUCACCGCCGCCACUCAGGUCAAUGCCGGCCUCCCCUCCGCCUCCGCCUCCCUCUCAGCUGCAGCCGCCACCCUCUCUCCCUCAUCCGCCUAUGGCAAUGCGGCGAGUCAGCAUCUGACUGCUGCCACUCAGUUAAACGCCGGCCUCCCCUCCGCCUACGCCUCUCUUUCAGCUGCAGCCGCCACUCCCUCCCCCUCCUCCGCCUAUGGCAAUGCGGCGAGUGAGCAUCUCACCGCCGCCACACAGUUAAACACCGGCCUCCCCUCUGCCUAUGCCUCCCUUUCAGCUGCAGCCGCCACCCUCUCUCCCUCCUCCGCCUAUGGCAAUGCGAGUGAGCAUCUCACCGCCGCCACUCAGGUCAAUGCCGGCCUCCCCUCCGCCUCCGCCUCCCUCUCAGCUGCAGCCGCCACCCUCUCUCCCUUAUCCGCCUAUGGCAAUGCGGCAAGUCAGCAUCUCACUGCUGCCACUCAGUUAAACGCCGGCCUCCCCUCCGCCUACGCCUCUCUUUCAGCUGCAGCAACCACUCCCUCCCCCUCCUCCGCCUAUGGCAAUGCGGCGAGUCAGCAUCUCACCGCCACCACACAGUUAAACACCGGCCUCCCCUCCGCCUAUGCCUCCCUUUCAGCUGCAGCCGCCACCCUCUCUCCCUCCUCCGCCUAUGGCAAUGCGAGUGAGCAUCUCACCGCCGCCACUCAGGUCAAUGCCGGCCUCCCCUCCGCCUCCGCCUCCCUCUCAGCUGCAGCCGCCACCCUCUCUCCCUCAUCCGCCUAUGGCAAUGCGGCGAGUCAGCAUCUCACUGCCGCCACCCAGUUAAACGCCGGCCCCCCCUCCGCCUACGCCUCUCUUUCAGCUGCAGCCGCCACUCCCUCCCCCUCCUCCGCCUAUGGCAAUGCGGCAAGUCAGCAUCUCACCGCCGCCACACAGUUAAACACCGGCCUCCCCUCCGCCUACACCUCCCUUUCAGCUGCAGCCGCCACCCUCUCUCCCUCCUCCGCCUAUGGCAAUGCGAGUGAGCAUCUCACCGCCGCCACUCAGGUCAAUGCCGGCCUCCCCUCCGCCUCCGCCUCCCUCUCAGCUGCAGCCGCCACCCUCUCUCCCUCAUCCGCCUAUGGCAAUGCGGCGAGUCAGCAUCUCACUGCCGCCACCCAGUUAAACGCCGGCCUCCCCUCCGCCUACGCCUCUCUUUCAGCUGCAGCCGCCACUCCCUCCCCCUCCUCCGCCUAUGGCAAUGCGGCGAGUGAGCAUCUCACCGCCGCCACUCAGUUAAACGCCGGCCUCCCCUCCGCCUACGCCUCUCUUUCAGCUGCAGCCGCCACUCCCUCCCCCUCCUCCGCCUAUGGCAAUGCGGCAAGUCAGCAUCUCACCGCCGCCACACAGUUAAACACCGGCCUCCCCUCCGCCUACACCUCCCUUUCAGCUGCAGCCGCCACCCUCUCUCCCUCCUCCGCCUAUGGCAAUGCGAGUGAGCAUCUCACCGCCGCCACUCAGGUCAAUGCCGGCCUCCCCUCCGCCUCCGCCUCCCUCUCAGCUGCAGCCGCCACCCUCUCUCCCUCAUCCGCCUAUGGCAAUGCGGCGAGUCAGCAUCUCACUGCCGCCACCCAGUUAAAUGCCGGCCCCCCCUCCGCCUACGCCUCUCUUUCAGCUGCAGCCGCCACUCCCUCCCCCUCCUCCGCCUAUGGCAAUGCGGCAAGUCAGCAUCUCACCGCCGCCACACAGUUAAACACCGGCCUCCCCUCCGCCUACACCUCCCUUUCAGCUGCAGCCGCCACCCUCUCUCCCUCCUCCGCCUAUGGCAAUGCGAGUGAGCAUCUCACCGCCGCCACUCAGGUCAAUGCCGGCCUCCCCUCCGCCUCCGCCUCCCUCUCAGCUGCAGCCGCCACCCUCUCUCCCUCAUCCGCCUAUGGCAAUGCGGCGAGUCAGCAUCUCACUGCCGCCACCCAGUUAAACGCCGGCCUCCCCUCCGCCUACGCCUCUCUUUCAGCUGCAGCCGCCACUCCCUCCCCCUCCUCCGCCUAUGGCAAUGCGGCGAGUGAGCAUCUCACCGCCGCCACUCAGUUAAACGCCGGCCUCCCCUCCGCCUACGCCUCUCUUUCAGCUGCAGCCGCCACUCCCUCCCCCUCCUCCGCCUAUGGCAAUGCGGCAAGUCAGCAUCUCACCGCCGCCACACAGUUAAACACCGGCCUCCCCUCCGCCUACACCUCCCUUUCAGCUGCAGCCGCCACCCUCUCUCCCUCAUCCGCCUAUGGCAAUGCGGCGAGUCAGCAUCUCACUGCCGCCACCCAGUUAAACGCCGGCCCCCCCUCCGCCUACGCCUCUCUUUCAGCUGCAGCCGCCACUCCCUCCCCCUCCUCCGCCUAUGGCAAUGCGGCAAGUCAGCAUCUCACCGCCGCCACACAGUUAAACACCGGCCUCCCCUCCGCCUACACCUCCCUUUCAGCUGCAGCCGCCACCCUCUCUCCCUCCUCCGCCUAUGGCAAUGCGAGUGAGCAUCUCACCGCCGCCACUCAGGUCAAUGCCGGCCUCCCCUCCGCCUCCGCCUCCCUCUCAGCUGCAGCCGCCACCCUCUCUCCCUCAUCCGCCUAUGGCAAUGCGGCGAGUCAGCAUCUCACUGCCGCCACCCAGUUAAACGCCGGCCUCCCCUCCGCCUACGCCUCUCUUUCAGCUGCAGCCGCCACUCCCUCCCCCUCCUCCGCCUAUGGCAAUGCGGCGAGUGAGCAUCUCACCGCCGCCACUCAGUUAAACGCCGGCCUCCCCUCCGCCUACGCCUCUCUUUCAGCUGCAGCCGCCACUCCCUCCCCCUCCUCCGCCUAUGGCAAUGCGGCAAGUCAGCAUCUCACCGCCGCCACACAGUUAAACACCGGCCUCCCCUCCGCCUACACCUCCCUUUCAGUUGCAGCCGCCACCCUCUCUCCCUCCUCCGCCUAUGGCAAUGCGAGUGAGCAUCUCACCGCCGCCACUCAGGUCAAUGCCGGCCUCCCCUCCGCCUCCGCCUCCCUCUCAGCUGCAGCCGCCACCCUCUCUUCCCCAUCCGCCUAUGGCAAUGCGGCGAGUCAGCAUCUCACCGCCGCCACACAGUUAAACACCGGCCUCCCCUCCGCCUACGCCUCCCUUUCAGCUGCAGCCGCCACCCUCUCUCCCUCCUCCGCCUAUGGCAAUGCGAGUGAGCAUCUCACCGCCGCCACUCAGGUCAAUGCCGGCCUCCCCUCCGCCUCCGCCUCCCUCUCAGCUGCAGCCGCCACCCUCUCUCCCUCAUCCGCCUAUGGCAAUGCGGCGAGUCAGCAUCUGACUGCUGCCACUCAGUUAAACGCCGGCCUCCCCUCCGCCUACGCCUCUCUUUCAGCUGCAGCCGCCACUCCCUCCCCCUCCUCCGCCUAUGGCAAUGCGGCGAGUGAGCAUCUCACCGCCGCCACACAGUUAAACACCGGCCUCCCCUCUGCCUAUGCCUCCCUUUCAGCUGCAGCCGCCACCCUCUCUCCCUCCUCCGCCUAUGGCAAUGCGAGUGAGCAUCUCACCGCCGCCACUCAGGUCAAUGCCGGCCUCCCCUCCGCCUCCGCCUCCCUCUCAGCUGCAGCCGCCACCCUCUCUCCCUUAUCCGCCUAUGGCAAUGCGGCAAGUCAGCAUCUCACUGCUGCCACUCAGUUAAACGCCGGCCUCCCCUCCGCCUACGCCUCUCUUUCAGCUGCAGCAACCACUCCCUCCCCCUCCUCCGCCUAUGGCAAUGCGGCGAGUGAGCAUCUCACCGCCACCACACAGUUAAACACCGGCCUCCCCUCCGCCUAUGCCUCCCUUUCAGCUGCAGCCGCCACCCUCUCUCCCUCCUCCGCCUAUGGCAAUGCGAGUGAGCAUCUCACCGCCGCCACUCAGGUCAAUGCCGGCCUCCCCUCCGCCUCCGCCUCCCUCUCAGCUGCAGCCGCCACCCUCUCUCCCUCAUCCGCCUAUGGCAAUGCGGCGAGUCAGCAUCUCACUGCCGCCACCCAGUUAAACGCCGGCCUCCCCUCCGCCUACGCCUCUCUUUCAGCUGCAGCCGCCACUCCCUCCCCCUCCUCCGCCUAUGGCAAUGCGGCAAGUCAGCAUCUCACCGCCGCCACACAGUUAAACACCGGCCUCCCCUCCGCCUACACCUCCCUUUCAGCUGCAGCCGCCACCCUCUCUCCCUCCUCCGCCUAUGGCAAUGCGAGUGAGCAUCUCACCGCCGCCACUCAGGUCAAUGCCGGCCUCCCCUCCGCCUCCGCCUCCCUCUCAGCUGCAGCCGCCACCCUCUCUCCCUCAUCCGCCUAUGGCAAUGCGGCGAGUCAGCAUCUCACUGCCGCCACCCAGUUAAACGCCGGCCUCCCCUCCGCCUACGCCUCUCUUUCAGCUGCAGCCGCCACUCCCUCCCCCUCCUCCGCCUAUGGCAAUGCGGCGAGUGAGCAUCUCACCGCCGCCACUCAGUUAAACGCCGGCCUCCCCUCCGCCUACGCCUCUCUUUCAGCUGCAGCCGCCACUCCCUCCCCCUCCUCCGCCUAUGGCAAUGCGGCAAGUCAGCAUCUCACCGCCGCCACACAGUUAAACACCGGCCUCCCCUCCGCCUACACCUCCCUUUCAGCUGCAGCCGCCACCCUCUCUCCCUCCUCCGCCUAUGGCAAUGCGAGUGAGCAUCUCACCGCCGCCACUCAGGUCAAUGCCGGCCUCCCCUCCGCCUCCGCCUCCCUCUCAGCUGCAGCCGCCACCCUCUCUCCCUCAUCCGCCUAUGGCAAUGCGGCGAGUCAGCAUCUCACUGCCGCCACCCAGUUAAAUGCCGGCCCCCCCUCCGCCUACGCCUCUCUUUCAGCUGCAGCCGCCACUCCCUCCCCCUCCUCCGCCUAUGGCAAUGCGGCAAGUCAGCAUCUCACCGCCGCCACACAGUUAAACACCGGCCUCCCCUCCGCCUACACCUCCCUUUCAGCUGCAGCCGCCACCCUCUCUCCCUCCUCCGCCUAUGGCAAUGCGAGUGAGCAUCUCACCGCCGCCACUCAGGUCAAUGCCGGCCUCCCCUCCGCCUCCGCCUCCCUCUCAGCUGCAGCCGCCACCCUCUCUCCCUCAUCCGCCUAUGGCAAUGCGGCGAGUCAGCAUCUCACUGCCGCCACCCAGUUAAACGCCGGCCUCCCCUCCGCCUACGCCUCUCUUUCAGCUGCAGCCGCCACUCCCUCCCCCUCCUCCGCCUAUGGCAAUGCGGCGAGUGAGCAUCUCACCGCCGCCACUCAGUUAAACGCCGGCCUCCCCUCCGCCUACGCCUCUCUUUCAGCUGCAGCCGCCACUCCCUCCCCCUCCUCCGCCUAUGGCAAUGCGGCAAGUCAGCAUCUCACCGCCGCCACACAGUUAAACACCGGCCUCCCCUCCGCCUACACCUCCCUUUCAGCUGCAGCCGCCACCCUCUCUCCCUCAUCCGCCUAUGGCAAUGCGGCGAGUCAGCAUCUCACUGCCGCCACCCAGUUAAACGCCGGCCCCCCCUCCGCCUACGCCUCUCUUUCAGCUGCAGCCGCCACUCCCUCCCCCUCCUCCGCCUAUGGCAAUGCGGCAAGUCAGCAUCUCACCGCCGCCACACAGUUAAACACCGGCCUCCCCUCCGCCUACACCUCCCUUUCAGCUGCAGCCGCCACCCUCUCUCCCUCCUCCGCCUAUGGCAAUGCGAGUGAGCAUCUCACCGCCGCCACUCAGGUCAAUGCCGGCCUCCCCUCCGCCUCCGCCUCCCUCUCAGCUGCAGCCGCCACCCUCUCUCCCUCAUCCGCCUAUGGCAAUGCGGCGAGUCAGCAUCUCACUGCCGCCACCCAGUUAAACGCCGGCCUCCCCUCCGCCUACGCCUCUCUUUCAGCUGCAGCCGCCACUCCCUCCCCCUCCUCCGCCUAUGGCAAUGCGGCGAGUGAGCAUCUCACCGCCGCCACUCAGUUAAACGCCGGCCUCCCCUCCGCCUACGCCUCUCUUUCAGCUGCAGCCGCCACUCCCUCCCCCUCCUCCGCCUAUGGCAAUGCGGCAAGUCAGCAUCUCACCGCCGCCACACAGUUAAACACCGGCCUCCCCUCCGCCUACACCUCCCUUUCAGCUGCAGCCGCCACCCUCUCUCCCUCAUCCGCCUAUGGCAAUGCGGCGAGUCAGCAUCUCACUGCCGCCACCCAGUUAAACGCCGGCCCCCCCUCCGCCUACGCCUCUCUUUCAGCUGCAGCCGCCACUCCCUCCCCCUCCUCCGCCUAUGGCAAUGCGGCAAGUCAGCAUCUCACCGCCGCCACACAGUUAAACACCGGCCUCCCCUCCGCCUACACCUCCCUUUCAGCUGCAGCCGCCACCCUCUCUCCCUCCUCCGCCUAUGGCAAUGCGAGUGAGCAUCUCACCGCCGCCACUCAGGUCAAUGCCGGCCUCCCCUCCGCCUCCGCCUCCCUCUCAGCUGCAGCCGCCACCCUCUCUCCCUCAUCCGCCUAUGGCAAUGCGGCGAGUCAGCAUCUCACUGCCGCCACCCAGUUAAACGCCGGCCUCCCCUCCGCCUACGCCUCUCUUUCAGCUGCAGCCGCCACUCCCUCCCCCUCCUCCGCCUAUGGCAAUGCGGCGAGUGAGCAUCUCACCGCCGCCACUCAGUUAAACGCCGGCCUCCCCUCCGCCUACGCCUCCCUUUCAGCUGCAGCCGCCACCCUCUCUCCCUCCUCCGCCUAUGGCAAUGCGAGUGAGCAUCUCACCGCCGCCACUCAGGUCAAUGCCGGCCUCCCCUCCGCCUCCGCCUCCCUCUCAGCUGCAGCCGCCACCCUCUCUCCCUCAUCCGCCUAUGGCAAUGCGGCGAGUCAGCAUCUCACUGCCGCCACCCAGUUAAACGCCGGCCUCCCCUCCGCCUACGCCUCUCUUUCAGCUGCAGCCGCCACUCCCUCCCCCUCCUCCGCCUAUGGCAAUGCGGCGAGUGAGCAUCUCACCGCCGCCACUCAGUUAAACGCCGGCCUCCCCUCCGCCUACGCCUCCCUUUCAGCUGCAGCCGCCACCCUCUCUCCCUCCUCCGCCUAUGGCAAUGCGGCAAGUCAUCAUCUCAACGCCGCCACUCAGUUAAACACCGGCCUCCCCUCCGCCUACACCUCCCUUUCAGCUGCAGCCGCCACCCUCUCUCCCUCAUCCGCCUAUGGCAAUGCGGCGAGUCAGCAUCUCACUGCCGCCACCCAGUUAAACGCCGGCCCCCCCUCCGCCUACGCCUCUCUUUCAGCUGCAGCCGCCACUCCCUCCCCCUCCUCCGCCUAUGGCAAUGCGGCAAGUCAGCAUCUCACCGCCGCCACACAGUUAAACACCGGCCUCCCCUCCGCCUACACCUCCCUUUCAGCUGCAGCCGCCACCCUCUCUCCCUCAUCCGCCUAUGGCAAUGCGGCGAGUCAGCAUCUCACUGCCGCCACCCAGUUAAACGCCGGCCCCCCCUCCGCCUACGCCUCUCUUUCAGCUGCAGCCGCCACUCCCUCCCCCUCCUCCGCCUAUGGCAAUGCGGCAAGUCAGCAUCUCACCGCCGCCACACAGUUAAACACCGGCCUCCCCUCCGCCUACACCUCCCUUUCAGCUGCAGCCGCCACCCUCUCUCCCUCCUCCGCCUAUGGCAAUGCGAGUGAGCAUCUCACCGCCGCCACUCAGGUCAAUGCCGGCCUCCCCUCCGCCUCCGCCUCCCUCUCAGCUGCAGCCGCCACCCUCUCUCCCUCAUCCGCCUAUGGCAAUGCGGCGAGUCAGCAUCUCACUGCCGCCACCCAGUUAAACGCCGGCCUCCCCUCCGCCUACGCCUCUCUUUCAGCUGCAGCCGCCACUCCCUCCCCCUCCUCCGCCUAUGGCAAUGCGGCGAGUGAGCAUCUCACCGCCGCCACUCAGUUAAACGCCGGCCUCCCCUCCGCCUACGCCUCCCUUUCAGCUGCAGCCGCCACCCUCUCUCCCUCCUCCGCCUAUGGCAAUGCGAGUGAGCAUCUCACCGCCGCCACUCAGGUCAAUGCCGGCCUCCCCUCCGCCUCCGCCUCCCUCUCAGCUGCAGCCGCCACCCUCUCUCCCUCAUCCGCCUAUGGCAAUGCGGCGAGUCAGCAUCUCACUGCCGCCACCCAGUUAAACGCCGGCCUCCCCUCCGCCUACGCCUCUCUUUCAGCUGCAGCCGCCACUCCCUCCCCCUCCUCCGCCUAUGGCAAUGCGGCGAGUGAGCAUCUCACCGCCGCCACUCAGUUAAACGCCGGCCUCCCCUCCGCCUACGCCUCCCUUUCAGCUGCAGCCGCCACCCUCUCUCCCUCCUCCGCCUAUGGCAAUGCGGCAAGUCAUCAUCUCAACGCCGCCACUCAGUUAAACACCGGCCUCCCCUCCGCCUACACCUCCCUUUCAGCUGCAGCCGCCACCCUCUCUCCCUCAUCCGCCUAUGGCAAUGCGGCGAGUCAGCAUCUCACUGCCGCCACCCAGUUAAACGCCGGCCCCCCCUCCGCCUACGCCUCUCUUUCAGCUGCAGCCGCCACUCCCUCCCCCUCCUCCGCCUAUGGCAAUGCGGCAAGUCAGCAUCUCACCGCCGCCACACAGUUAAACACCGGCCUCCCCUCCGCCUACACCUCCCUUUCAGCUGCAGCCGCCACCCUCUCUCCCUCCUCCGCCUAUGGCAAUGCGAGUGAGCAUCUCACCGCCGCCACUCAGGUCAAUGCCGGCCUCCCCUCCGCCUCCGCCUCCCUCUCAGCUGCAGCCGCCACCCUCUCUCCCUCAUCCGCCUAUGGCAAUGCGGCGAGUCAGCAUCUCACUGCCGCCACCCAGUUAAACGCCGGCCUCCCCUCCGCCUACGCCUCUCUUUCAGCUGCAGCCGCCACUCCCUCCCCCUCCUCCGCCUAUGGCAAUGCGGCGAGUGAGCAUCUCACCGCCGCCACUCAGUUAAACGCCGGCCUCCCCUCCGCCUACGCCUCCCUUUCAGCUGCAGCCGCCACCCUCUCUCCCUCCUCCGCCUAUGGCAAUGCGAGUGAGCAUCUCACCGCCGCCACUCAGGUCAAUGCCGGCCUCCCCUCCGCCUCCGCCUCCCUCUCAGCUGCAGCCGCCACCCUCUCUCCCUCAUCCGCCUAUGGCAAUGCGGCGAGUCAGCAUCUCACUGCCGCCACCCAGUUAAACGCCGGCCUCCCCUCCGCCUACGCCUCUCUUUCAGCUGCAGCCGCCACUCCCUCCCCCUCCUCCGCCUAUGGCAAUGCGGCGAGUGAGCAUCUCACCGCCGCCACUCAGUUAAACGCCGGCCUCCCCUCCGCCUACGCCUCCCUUUCAGCUGCAGCCGCCACCCUCUCUCCCUCCUCCGCCUAUGGCAAUGCGGCAAGUCAUCAUCUCAACGCCGCCACUCAGUUAAACCCGCAUGCCUCAGAUCCGCACUCGAGCCCAGUUCAGCCUUCCUGCACUUCUUCCUCCCGACCUGAACAGGUCACUCACUCCUCUCAGGCCACUUUGCCAGGCCUAGUUGGCCAUCCCCUCAACUCCGCCGCACGCCCUGCUGCCCUGGCCUCCCCUGCCCCACCUGCCAUGCCCGAAGUUUAG
This is a messenger RNA of Closterium sp. Naga37s-1, 11631 nucleotides long. NCBI's taxonomy places the organism in Eukaryota, Viridiplantae, Streptophyta, Zygnematophyceae, Desmidiales, Closteriaceae. The record is from the annotation of a GenBank genome assembly.